Porites evermanni is the source of this 525-nucleotide messenger RNA. The record is from the annotation of a GenBank genome assembly. Lineage: Eukaryota; Metazoa; Cnidaria; Anthozoa; Scleractinia; Poritidae.
AUGAACGAGCGACUGAGUACUAUUGAAUACGAUAUAAAGGAUAUUAAAGGUAAUGUCGCGAAAUUGGAAGAAGGCCUUAACUCUGUUAACAGUGAUGUAGCAGAAAUAAAACAAGACUUGGAGAAGAAAGCGGAGAAAGAGAAGCUUGAGGAACUGGAAAACGAAGUGGAGGAAUUACGCAACAGAUCAAGGCGAAACAACCUUGUAUUCUAUAAUGUACCGGAAAAAAGCAGAUGGACAAGAAUCUGCAGAAUUCAUUCAAGACUUGAUAGCCACCCACAUGGGCCUAGAGAUCCUAUGUGGACAUGUUGAAACAGAAAGUGCUCACCGUACACCAACAAGGCGAGCGAAAACUCCGGCAAGAAAAAGCCAAGACCCAUUCAUGUAGCGUUGCUACGAUACACCGAUAAAGUUAAGAUCCUCUCUAACGCCGCUGCUAGAAUAAAGGAUAAUCCCUUCCAAGGAAACUUAAUUGGUAUUGGUGCUGAUUUCGCAAAGAGAACACAAGAACGACGAAAGGAGCUC